AUUUCAUCAACCGAGAGAGAAAAAAGAGUAUAGAGAGAGAGAGAGACGCAAAACAUAGAGGAGCAGCAGUCCUCCAUUUUCUCUCAAAAAGUAAAAGCCUGCGUUGAAUAGAAGAGAGCAAGACCCAACAAUCUCUCUGUCUCUAUAAAAUCUUGUUCUACCCUUGUCUUGCCUUUGUUGUUCUUGCCUCGACCGAUCCCUAUAAGAAGAAGGACAAUCAUGGCCAACGCAGCAUCUGGUAUGGCUGUGCAUGAUGACUGCAAGCUGAAGUUCUUGGAGCUGAAGGCGAAAAGAACUUACCGCUUCAUAGUUUAUAAGAUUGAGGAAAAGCAGAAGCAGGUUAUUGUGGAAAAGCUUGGCGAGCCUGCCCAAAGCUAUGAAGAUUUUACUGCAAGCCUCCCUGCUGAUGAGUGUCGCUAUGCUGUUUAUGAUUUUGAUUUUGUGACUGAAGAGAAUGUCCAGAAGAGCAGAAUUUUCUUCAUUGCAUGGUCUCCUGACACAUCACGGGUGAGAAGCAAGAUGAUUUAUGCUAGUUCCAAGGACAGGUUCAAGAGAGAGCUAGAUGGCAUUCAGGUAGAAUUGCAGGCAACUGAUCCAACUGAAAUGGGUCUUGAUGUCAUCAAGAGCCGUGCCAGCUAAACGCAUGUCUCCAAAUUUCGCAGUGGAGAGUUUGAUGCCCUCUACAUUUGAGCGAAAUGUUUAUAGCUUGUGGCAGUGAACCUGACUGAAUUAUGAGAUUGGUUUGUUUGCUUGAGUUUUACCCUACAAUCCUCUUCUAGAACCAAUCCGGUGAUUUUGGUUCUAUAUUUAUGAUCCGUCAUGUAAUGAACUAAAGGGAUGUGUGUUUCCUUAUAGCUAUGUUCACAAUCUUCGGUGUACUGUCUUCUGAUGGUAGAGAAACCGGGGUUUUGUUUCUACUACUUUGCAAAUGUAUGUUUCACUCUUCUUCA
Molecule: messenger RNA, 950 nt
Organism: Populus nigra (black poplar)
Lineage: Eukaryota; Viridiplantae; Streptophyta; Magnoliopsida; Malpighiales; Salicaceae
Product: actin-depolymerizing factor 2
Exons: 3
Coding region: 220-639 (139 amino acids)
Biological process (GO): actin filament depolymerization
Cellular component (GO): cytoplasm; actin cytoskeleton
Molecular function (GO): actin filament binding
Source: RefSeq, a predicted model, not a curated record